This is a messenger RNA of Cryptotermes secundus, 4609 nucleotides long. Its product is annotated as zinc finger protein 236. The coding region runs from base 513 to 3620 and encodes 1035 amino acids. Lineage: Eukaryota; Metazoa; Arthropoda; Insecta; Blattodea; Kalotermitidae. The transcript has 3 exons. The record is from RefSeq and is a predicted model, not a curated record.
UCCCUGGCCGCUAUGAACGUAAAUCAGUGAAAAAGGGUUGCCAAUAUUGUAGUGUUCAGAUGUAACGCUAGAAUUUGUUGUAUUUUGUUGUUUUAACAAAUCAUUUUAUGUAGGGGAAUGCAGAUUUCCUUAGUGUGAUAUAAAUUGUCAGAUAUUACUUAUGUGCAUUAAAAUAUGCAUCGUAUCUGGAAGUUACAUUUAAUUGGCGAAGAAGAAUGUUACACAGAUUUUGUUAUGUCUCCAGAGUUUUUAUGUCCAUUUAAAACAUUUUUGCCAUCUCAUCUCCAACAGAAUGACAGUUUUGUUAAGGUACAAGGGUACAAGCCUAUAAUUGGAUAUGUAGUUUCAGAUGUUCUUCUAAAGUUUGUUGAUUUUGUAAUGUGCUACAUGCAUAUUCUGCUCUUUAAUUGUGUAGUUAUAGCUGCAGCAAGUAACAAUGUGAAAGAACACAUAAUUAGCAGUGUGCAGAAAUAUGUGAUUAAUAUUAAAAUUGUAGGCGUUUAGUGUACAGUAUGGAAGAUUUGUUUAAAUGCCCGCUGUGUGAAGUGGCUUGUGGUAAUAAGGGCAACCUUUUGUCUCAUGUUGACAAACAUAAAGGUUUUCCAAUUUCCUGCAUUAUAUGCCAUUCAGCUUUCAAGAAUAAAUUUGCAUUUGAUUAUCAUUUAGUUUCUGAACUGUGUAAAAAGACUAAGAAACAUGUAGGAAAAUUGCGAUAUUGCCCACAGUGCCCACAAACUUUCCCCAAUAGGAGACACCUUGACAAGCAUGUUGAGGGUCACAGACGGAAUAACUGCCAAUACUGCGAAGCUCGGUUCACAACACGGAAGGAGCUCACGUUUCACAUGGCUCAAGAGCACAAGAUGAAGCUGGAGAAGGCAAAAUACCAGUGUCAGUUCUGUGAAAGAUGUUUUGUAAAGCAGGUGACAUUGUUUAACCACUACAACCAACAUGCAAAUGGGAAGUUUGUGUGUCAGGGCUGUGGAUUAUUCCUGGACACAAAGGAAGAAUUUGAGACUCACAGGGAGAGACAUGAACAGGAGAGGCCGUGGAAAUGUACAAGAUGUGCAACAACAUUCUCACGUCGGCAGCAAUAUGUGGUGCACAUGGAGAGUCACGAGAAGUACCAGUGUAAGACGUGCAACAUGGGGUUUGCUGCCAAGGCAACUCUACAGGAGCAUGCAAGGGCGUGUCAGAACCAGUCUGGCAGAGAGAGCCAGCAUGAAUGUCCUGAAUGUGGCAAGAUAUUUUCACGUGAGGGGCAACUCAAAUUACAUCUGAAGGCUCACACAGGUGAAGAAGCAUACACUUGCUUAGUAUGCAAAAAAGGCUUGCAAACCGCUGAAGAUUAUAACCAACACAUCCAGGCAACUUGCCAUCGGAUAGCAGAAGACGACCCAAAGAAGCCCUACGAGUGUCAACAGUGUGACAAGUGCUUCAGCCAUGAUUACCUUCUGGAGGAGCAUGAGAACCAAAUGCACAGCACUACACACACUUAUAAGUGCACUUUCUGUGAUCACUCCUCCAACAGUAGGUCCAACAUGACACGACACCUAGCCUUGCACACUGAGAAGCGUCGUUUCGCCUGCAACCAGUGCGGGGCAGCAUUCCACGCACUCACCACUCUCAAAGAUCACUGUAACUCUGUCCACUCGCAGCAACGGCACUUUUCUUGUGACAUGUGCGACAAGAUGUUCAAGUUACAGAGCGAUCUGAGGAGACACAUCCAGAGUCACUCUGACAUGCGUCUCUUCAAAUGUCCAUAUUGUAGUCACUCAUACAAACGUGCAUCUCACCUCAGAAGGCAUGAGGAAUCUGCACAUAGGAUCAUCUUCAAACCCAGGAAACUGCAGAGACUUGGUCAUGAUGAGAAUGGUGUGUUAGUUCCUGUCGGCAAGGGAUCAAAAUCAUUAAGUGGUGAAGUGAAGGGAGAGUCCUCUUUGGUACCCGCAGGUCAGCAGUGGACCUCUCCUGCUACAUCUCAAGGGUCCGUCUUCACAAACCCAGUUUUGUCUCUGGUUGAUGCGGAUUUGGGCAAAGUGAUAACGUUACAGGAGGUAUGUACUGUAUCUGAUGCUAGUAUUCUGGCUACGACUGGUGACUUAGCAACAACAGAAGUGCUGACCUUGCCACCCGAUGACACGUUGACAACCAUCGUCACAUGUGCUGAUGGAACUACGUUAGGUUCCUUCCAGUCUGGAGAAAUGAUGCAAACAAUUGAAGUGACCUAUGACUUAACCUUCCCAACUUCACAGACUUUAACAACCGUAUUGUCUAGUUCUGAACCUCAGUUAGUGUUUGCAACACCGAUCACUAUGUCUCUUGAUCAGCACCAAACAGUGCUAACAGUGUCAGAGAUAGAUCCUACUAACAGUGCGAGUGGAAAGGUGCAGUUAUUGGAUGCACAUGCUGCUUCGAAACUGCCCGACACCAUCUUCAUUGAGGAAGGAAGACUUGAAGGUCUGGAGGAACCAAUGUUAUUAGAUGGUUCAGAGCCGGUGCCUCAUAUAAAGAUAGAGAAUUUCUCUGCUCUGGAGGAGACGGUGUUACAGAUGACUGCUGGUUCAGACUUGCCAGGUACGGCUGGCACAGUGUCGCGGUUACAUUCUGAGCAAGCUCCAGCAACAACAGGCUGCUCAGUCUUGCCUGAUGAUGUUCUUACAUCCAGUUCUCUGCUGAGAGAGCGUCUCAUUUCUGGUCCAAAGCCUAGGCCUUCAACUUUACCGUCUCUGCCUCUCGUACCAUCACAAUGUGAUGCUCUGGUUGCUAGUGCUGUGUCUUCCAUUUCUAUCCCAGCCAGCAUUCCUGGCAGUAUUGCCCAGCCUGAUUCUGGAAUAUCAACACUUCCUGUUUCAUCUCCUGUUCCUACCACAUCUGGAGCAGACGGUUCUCAUCUAGACCCUGUAUUAUCGAUACCAAAUACUGUGAAGCCUUUGUAUGCAAGCAUAACUGUUGGGAAUAUCGACCCUGAUUCUGUAAUAGCUUCGUUCUCUGUUCCAAAUUCCAUUCAGUUGUCAUGCGCUGACAUUUCUUCAGAUGGUACAAAUGUGGAGCCUUCAGUUCCCCAGAUUGCAAUCUCAGAAAGUGUAUUAUCACCUCACUCUGAUAUCUCUCAUAAGGGUGCCCCUCCGAGCACCGAUAUUACUGCCAUGUCUGUUCCAAAUUCUGCCACAGACCCCAUUGUACCUUUGGCAAACACGAACUCUCAUUCUUCCAUUUCUGCCUUUACCGCUCCAAAUGCAGUUGAAACUACAAUAUCUGGCAUUUCCACACAGGGUAUUGACCCUAUUCAACCUCUGUGCCCAGAUGUGUCCGACAAGCACUGUGAUUCUGAUAUUAGUGACAUGAAUGUGAACCCAUCUAUUCCGACACUAUCUGUUGAUGCUGCAGAUGUUAGUCUUUCUGGAGUAGAUAUUUGUCCCAGUCAGCCCCAGGAUGUUAGCAUGUGUAUCGAAGACACUCAGGCCGAUUUGGUGUUGGCAUCAUUGCCUAUCUCCACUGAAGAUAUUCAUCCCAACUCAUCACUUCCCAUUGUUGUUCAGUCCCCAUGUUCAGAUGAGCCUCCCAACACCAUGAUGCCAGACUUCCUGCCUCAGUCCUUCCCCUUUCUGAAUGUAGAAUGAAAUUCUGGGAUUUCAGAAAUCUUUUUAUGUUUUAUUUGUGUCUUUUGUUUGUUACACUUAAGUUACCUUGCCAUGUAGCAUUUCAUUUUAGAAUACUACUAGUCUGAAAGUUCUUAUUGAAGAAAAAGAUGCAUUGUGUGUGGUUGCACAGAAUAUAUUGACUGGCUUCCAAUCUUUUACCCAUAAGUGGUUCUCAGAAAUCUUUCACACUUCUUGGAAUAAAAUAAAAUACUUUCAUAUUGCCUUCUGGUAAUGGCACUGUGUUGAGGAAGUGCUGGCUUUAUCCUUAGGUUAGAAAACACCUUGAAGUGUGAAAGUCAAUUCUAUCAUGAAGAUGGAGGCUGUGUAUUCCUGUGAAAUCUUGUUAUCUCACUGUCCGUAACCAAGAAGAUGACAACAUGAAAUGUCAUUCUUUAUUGAGUGCAUCCUGUUGCGUAUUUGCAAACUAUUCUGGGCUACGCAGCAUAAGAGUGAAAACCACGGCCUAGUUAGGCUAAAGAUAAACACCCAUCAGUUCAUUUGCAAACUCAACACCUAACAACUGCAAAUAUAGAAUUACAUCCUUGUUUGAGCCAUAUACAACCUAGCAAAUAUUCACUCCAGGAUUGUUCAAUUCAUAUAUCCGUAUACAAUAUUUUUGAUAUUUAACAAUUUUAAUAACUUAAUAUGUAGUACUGAUAAAUGCCAAUAUUGUCGUCCACCAGAAAUCACUGUAAAUAUGGGCCCAUAUGAGAAGUAAGAUGGUUUGCAAUUCAAGAGAGCACUUGUUAAACAGUUGUAUUCGCCUGAUGAUGACCGGAUAAAAUGACCGAAACAUGUUGUGAUUUUAAUAAAACAAAUUGAAUGUUCUACAUUCUUUGAGUUUUGUUAGACAGAACAAGCAUAAUAGAAUAGUUUGAAUUGUCAUUAUUCUGGAAAAGUGAAAUAAGGUAAAAGGUAAAGCUGUCCCUGUAACAAGCUGUGGAGGCCCAUGUGGUUGUGAGACGUGA